This is a messenger RNA of Glossina fuscipes, 2014 nucleotides long. It is a transcript of the gene Rga, whose product is annotated as regulator of gene activity. Gene Ontology annotation, biological process: regulation of stem cell population maintenance; regulation of DNA-templated transcription; nuclear-transcribed mRNA poly(A) tail shortening. Gene Ontology annotation, cellular component: P-body; CCR4-NOT core complex. The transcript has 8 exons. Bases 303 to 1943 code for a protein of 546 amino acids. The record is from RefSeq and is a predicted model, not a curated record. Lineage: Eukaryota; Metazoa; Arthropoda; Insecta; Diptera; Glossinidae.
AAACGGUUUAUAACAAUAAUAAAAGAAAAAAAAAAAACUUUAUUUUUUUGUAACAAUAAUCUUAAUAGAAAAAUAUUGCACUAUAACGGGAUUUUGGUGAAAAUACUGCCUGCUAAUAAACAUUAGCAGUCGCAGUUGCCUGCCUAAAUUCCAACGUUCCAAUUGUCGCUUUGGAAUGUUAAAUGCGGUGAGUUCUGUUUAUGGUCGUAGCAGAAGUAGCAGCGGUAGCAGCAAUAGUUUUCGUAUUCGUACUCGUUUGAAGGAGCACUCAGAGCAAGGAUUAAUACUGUAUUGUGCAGAUCAUGGCGAAUUUAAAUUUUCAACAACCCCCACGAAGCAUAUCAAAUGCCUCUCUGACGGGCAGAACUACAGGCGGUUUUGGUGGUAGCUCGUUAUCUGGUCAUGUAACACCUACGUCAGGCAUGUUUCCAAGCGGUAAAUAUCCUACAUGGGGAGCGAGUUAUGGUCAAACGCAACAACCUCAAUUAUCACCGAAUCGAAAUGCGCAACUGUCGGUUGCCGGUCCUGCAUUAUCAAGUGGCAGUCGUGGAGUUUUCAAUCAAAGGCCAUACGUCGAGAGACGUAUGCAGGGAUUAGGGGGACCUAUGUCGAAUAUGGGCAAUUUUAUGCAAGCGAGUCGCGGUUACGGCACAACAACCAGUGGUGGCGGUUCCGCAGCUGGUCCAAUAAAUAAUUUCCAUAAUGUAUUUGGCGGUAGCGGGGAUACAACAACGCCGGCCUUACUCGAUCCCUCGGAGUUUCCAUCUCUGACGAAUGCACGCGGCCAGAAUGAUCAAUCACUGCCUCAGACGAAUCCCCUCCAGCCGCCGGGCAGCAAACCUUAUGGUAAUUUCUUUACCUCUUUUGGCAUGGUAAAACAACCGACUUCGGAGCAAUCGGAGUUUACAAUGUCCAAUGAAGAUUUCCCUGCGCUACCUGGCACUCAAAACUCAGAUGGCACAACGAACUCGGGAGCACUAACAGAUACGAACAAUCUGGACGGCACGGAAAAAACGAUGAAUUCAAUUGUAGCGAAUAGCGGGUUAGGAGCUGUGGGCAGUGGUACAGUGGGUUCGUCAAGCGGAAGCGGCAGCAGUGGUGGCGGUGCCGUCGGUGUGUCGAGCAGUGCAGCGCCCGGUAAUAGUGGUGUAAUCGGGGGCGGUUUGGUUUCUGGAGCAACGGGUGUGAGUAGCGGUAGUGGUAGUGGGGGUUCAAUCGGUAGUGGUAACAUCGUUGAACAGCAACAACAGCAGCAGCAGCAGCAGCAGCAACAACAACAAAAGCAUCCGAACGAUAAUUCCAGCAAUGAUAAACUUAUUAAAAGCGGUGUGCAAACAUCCCCAGAUGGCAAAGUCACAAAUAUCCCAGCGAGUAUGGUAAACAAUCAAUUUGGUAUGGUUGGUUUGUUAACAUUUAUACGAGCCGCAGAAUCCGAUCCAAAUCUGGUAACUUUAGCGUUAGGCACUGAUUUGACGGGUUUAGGUUUAAAUCUAAAUUCUCAAGAAAGUUUACAUCCAACAUUCGCCGGGCCGUUUGCAGACCAUCCAUGCAGAGCACAAGAUGUUGAAUACAAUGUGCCACCCGAAUAUUUGAUCAAUUUUGCGAUCAGAGAUAAAUUAUCAUCACCUCUCCUAAAAAAGCUGCAAGAAGAUCUAUUAUUUUUCUUAUUCUAUACGAAUAUUGGCGAUAUCAUGCAACUUAUGGCUGCUGCCGAACUGCAUAGUCGUGAGUGGAGAUAUCAUAUAGAAGAGAAAAUUUGGAUAACUCGAAUUCCUGGCCUAAAUCAAUACGAAAAAAAUGGUACAAAAGAACGUGGCACCUUCUAUUAUUUCGAUGCCCAGAGUUGGAAACGUUUAUCUAAGGUUUUCCAAAUCGAUCCUGAAAAAUUAGAUAAAUGCCCCAAUUUAAGUGCGUUUAUGAACAUAAAUGGACAGUCUGUAUAAUAUUAAUAAAAUCAACAAAUUCUUAAAAAACAAAUCCAAAAAAAUCUUUAAAACAAGCAUUAAAACUUCCU